AUGUCCCCUACAGUUGCACAGAUUCUAACGCCUUUGGAGGACAACCCGGCGCUGGUGGAACGGAUAGCCUCGCGAACGGUCAAGCCGCCCAUUACCAUCAUUGAGCCCAACCCAGAAUGGCCGCGGCGGUUCGAAGACGUCAAGGAGCGGAUUCAAAAAGCGCUUGGGGGUUUGAUCGUGGACAUCGCCCAUGCCGGCUCCACCAGUGUCCCCGGCCUACCCGCCAAAGACAUCAUUGAUGUCGAUCUGACACUGAAAGAUGUGACGGAUGAAGCAUCGUAUGUGCCGCCUCUGGAAGACGCCGGAUUCCGCUUCCUCUUGCGCGAGCCGCAAUGGCACCAACACCGCUUCUUUGUGGAGGAUUGGCCCAAAGCCUACCACGUUAACCUGCACGUCUGGGGUCCCGACUCGCCCGAAGCUGCUCGACAUCGGAUCUUUCGCGACUGGCUGCUCAAAUCGCCAGCGGAUCGAGAACUGUAUGCCAACGUGAAACGCGAGGCGGCUGCACAGACGGUCAUGGCUGGAGAUUCGAUGGUGGAGUAUACCCAACGCAAAGACCAGACGAUCCGUGAGAUCCUCGAAAGGGCAUUCCGUGAUUUGGGCUAUAUUGAAUGA
Messenger RNA from Penicilliopsis zonata CBS 506.65, 615 nucleotides. RefSeq lists its product as hypothetical. The record is from RefSeq and is a predicted model, not a curated record. The transcript has a single exon. Bases 1 to 615 code for a protein of 204 amino acids. NCBI's taxonomy places the organism in Eukaryota, Fungi, Ascomycota, Eurotiomycetes, Eurotiales, Aspergillaceae.